This is a messenger RNA of Papilio polytes (common Mormon), 1046 nucleotides long. Its product is annotated as pheromone-binding protein-like. Gene Ontology annotation, molecular function: odorant binding. NCBI's taxonomy places the organism in Eukaryota, Metazoa, Arthropoda, Insecta, Lepidoptera, Papilionidae. The record is from RefSeq and is a predicted model, not a curated record. The transcript has 3 exons. The coding region runs from base 138 to 641 and encodes 167 amino acids.
CAGAUGUCUUAUUGAUUUAGGUUAGAAAUUCGAAAACUAUGAAACCGUUAUAAUAUUUUGUGUCCAAGUAAAAUGAAAAACAAUAACUAUAUGUAUAGUAAUUGUAUUUUUAACGUUUCGAUUAAUUGCGACAUACAAUGAGGAUAAAUUUUGUAUCUGUGAUUCUAAUUAUCGUUGCCUUCGGCGUGCGUACAUCUUCACAUCCCAUCGUAAUGCAAAAUAUAUUGGGACAUUUCGUAAAGCCUAUAAGCAGAUGUCAACAAGAGAUGGGUCUACCCGACACCAUAUACAAUGACUUCUACAAUUUCUGGUCAGAGGACUAUGAGAUAACUAACAACGCGACAGGCUGCGCGUUCAUUUGUAUGGCGGCCAGACUCAAUCUUAUCGUCAACGGACCGAACUCUCACAUCAACUUGGACACGUUCUUUCAAUAUAGCAGAAAACGUGGCGCCGAUGAUGAAACCGCAAAGCGUCUUCUACAACUUUUACGAUAUUGCGAGGAACAGAGCAAAGACGAGAGGGACACUUGUAUGCGAGUUGUGCGUUGCGCAAACUGCUUUAGAAGGGAAAUACACGCGCUCAACUGGGCCCCACCAAUUGUGGAAACCCCAUCACAUUACAGCAACGAAUUAGUGCCUUAAAACAUCUGAGUUAACUAACUGGUUAUUUAACCAAAGGUUUACUGUCUAGAUCAGAUAUCGUGAUCGUCUUGGGCAUACUAAGACAAACAUUGGCGUGCCUGUUUGUUUUGAUCCUAGUAAUAUGGACAAUACAAAUGCAAUUGCAAAAUAUUGCUGACAGUAUGAAAAGCAAAGUUUACAGCUUGAUCUAGCAAAUAUUGCUUAAAUGUGUAAGAACUUUCUGAUGAAAACAAAGGCCGGAGUAACGUUACAGCAAUCGUUAAAUUUUAAUUUGGGACUCUUUAUUGUUAUUUUAAAUGUUCUCUAAUCAAAUCAGUUUUUUUGAUGUUGAAAUUAACACGUUAUAACAUACUAUAUUUAAACAAAUGUUGUCAAAUUAUUUAAUAGAAUAAAGCUAUACGAAUA